Myripristis murdjan (pinecone soldierfish) is the source of this 1783-nucleotide messenger RNA. Its product is annotated as tryptophan 5-hydroxylase 1-like. NCBI's taxonomy places the organism in Eukaryota, Metazoa, Chordata, Actinopteri, Holocentriformes, Holocentridae. The record is from RefSeq and is a predicted model, not a curated record. Gene Ontology annotation, cellular component: neuron projection. Bases 128 to 1582 code for a protein of 484 amino acids. Gene Ontology annotation, molecular function: tryptophan 5-monooxygenase activity; iron ion binding. Gene Ontology annotation, biological process: aromatic amino acid metabolic process; serotonin biosynthetic process. The transcript is spliced from 11 exons.
CUCACAGCUGACCACACCAGCCUCUGCUGCUGAGAGCGGCCGCCUUAAAAAACCCGAGGAUUCACACUCAUCCGGCUCCCGAGACCCAUUCACAGUUUAGUUUUGUGCUGAAGAUCCAGAGGCGAGCAUGUACUCCAACAAGUCUGACGGGCAGGGGCCACGCCGAGGGAGAUCCUUCGACUCCAUGAACAUCGUUUAUGAGGAGAAGCAGCUCAACAAUGAAAUGAACAAGGUGACGUUCAGCAAAAUUGAUGAGAACAAGGACAACAAAAGCUUCUCGUCUGGAAGGCCGUCCGGCCGAGCAGCCAUCGUUUUCUCCCUGAAGAACGAAGUCGGGGGGCUCGUCAAGGCCCUCAAACUCUUCCAGGAGAAACACGUGAACCUCGUCCACAUCGAGUCCCGCAAGUCGAAGAGGAGGAACUCGGACUUUGAGAUCUUCGUGGACUGCGACAGCGACCACGAGCAGCUGAGGGAGCUGACGCAGCUGCUGAGGAAACACGCCAACAUCGUGGAGAUGGACCCGCCCGACAACUCCAGCCUGCCCGACGACGACGCUGUCACUCCCUGGUUCCCGAAGAAGAUUUCUGAUCUGGACCUGUGUGCCAACCGGGUGCUGAUGUACGGCUCUGAGUUAGACGCCGACCAUCCGGGAUUCAAAGACAACACGUACCGUAAAAGAAGAAAAUAUUUUUCCGAUCUGGCCAUGAACUACAAACACGGAGAUCCCAUUCCCCGGGUGGAGUUCACAGAGGAGGAGGUUCGGACGUGGGGCGUCGUGUUUCGGGAGCUGAACAAGCUGUACCCCAGCCACGCCUGCAGGGAGCACCUGAAGAACCUGCCGCUGCUCACCACGCACUGCAACUACAGGGAGGACAACAUCCCGCAGCUGGAGGACGUGUCCCGCUUCCUGAAGGAGCGCUCAGGCUUCAUCAUCCGGCCCGUGGCAGGUUACCUGUCGCCCAGAGAUUUCCUGGCAGGUCUGGCCUUCAGAGUUUUCCACUGCACCCAGUACGUCCGCCACAGCUCCAACCCCCUGUACACGCCCGAGCCAGACACCUGCCAUGAGCUGCUGGGUCAUGUUCCCCUGCUGGCCGAGCCGAGCUUCGCUCAGUUCUCUCAGGAGAUCGGACUCGCCUCGCUGGGAGCGUCGGACGACUCGGUGCAGAAACUGGCCACUUGUUAUUUCUUCACGGUGGAGUUCGGGCUGUGUAAGCAGGAGGGCUCUCUGAGGGCGUACGGGGCCGGGCUGCUCUCCUCCAUCAGCGAGCUCAAGCACGCUCUCUCUGGAAAGGCCCACAUCCUCCCGUUCGACCCGGCGGUCACCUGCAACCAGGAGUGCAACAUCACCACCUUCCAGGAUGUCUACUUUGUGUCGGGAAGCUUCGAGGAGGCGAAGACCAAGAUGAGGGAGUUUGCCAAGACCAUCCGCCGUCCGUUCACCGUGCGCUACAACCCGUACACCCAGAGCGUGGACGUCCUGAAGGACACCAACAGCAUCACCAGCAUGGUGGAGGACCUGCGGCACGAGCUGGACAUCGUGGGCGACGCCCUGAACCGACUCAACAAACACCUGGGAGUCUGAAAACCCCCGGCUGACCAAACCAUCCAGCCUCAUCUUCACUGCUCGAGGCCUGUUCCUCUUCAAACAAAGUAUGGGAUGAGAUAAUCCCACUCGUUUCAGAUGUUAAUCAACUGGUUUCCAGAAUUUUUCCUGAAUCAAGUGUCAUUUUCUUGAUCCUAGCAGGCUGACCUGUACAACGGCAUAUUAGGGCCCUUUUAUGGA